Molecule: messenger RNA, 497 nt
Organism: Heterotrigona itama
Lineage: Eukaryota; Metazoa; Arthropoda; Insecta; Hymenoptera; Apidae
Source: the annotation of a GenBank genome assembly
AUGGAGCAAAUUGCACCAGGGACCAUCGCCGACAACGAGAAAUACGCUGAAUUAUUAUACGGCCGAACCUCUCGUAGAGAAUCAGAAUUGCGACGAGGAGAUUUAUCGAUGCGGAGCGUUAUCACCGGUUACGCGACUCCAGGCGAGAAAAUGGACCCAGAAUAUGAACUUGAAAACCUCGAGGCGGUUAAUCGACUUUUCCUUUCACAUCCUUCUCUUCGUAAAUUUCGUUUCGCGUUACGACUUUCGCGUCUAAUUGUGGUUAAGCUGAGACGUAAAUAAUUUCCGUUUCCGGUGGAACAAUUUUACUUAUCAAUGAAACAAACAACAAUCUGUGAUAUACCUCGCCAUUAUUUGCAAUUACUCGGUGCCAUUUAUCAGCUUAUUAGCGUAGAAUUCAACUUGUUUCUUUGACAAACUUUCAAACUUGGUUGUUAUUGGAAUUUUUUUCUCCAUCGAACUUUAUUAAUCAGGUGAGUAUGGCAGGAGUAGAGUAG